Morus notabilis is the source of this 963-nucleotide messenger RNA. Its product is annotated as eukaryotic translation initiation factor 3 subunit G. Bases 85 to 957 code for a protein of 290 amino acids. Gene Ontology annotation, molecular function: RNA binding; translation initiation factor activity. Gene Ontology annotation, cellular component: cytoplasm; eukaryotic translation initiation factor 3 complex. The transcript is spliced from 2 exons. Lineage: Eukaryota; Viridiplantae; Streptophyta; Magnoliopsida; Rosales; Moraceae. The record is from RefSeq and is a predicted model, not a curated record.
UUAGAUCCAUAGCUCUCCAUUCUCCCUUACGCCUUCCUACGUAGCUACAAACGCACACCACAAACACACCCACGGGCCACAGCCAUGGCAACGAAACUCCGGUGGGCAGAGUUCGACGAGGACGACGGCGAGAACCUCGACUUCCUCUUGCCCCCGCGUCAGGUCAUCGGGCCUGACGAGAAUGGGAUCAAGAAGGUGAUCGAGUACAAGUUCAACGACGAAGGAAACAAGGUCAAGGUCAUCACCACCACGCGAGUUCGGAAGCUCGCCACCCGCCACCUCAGCAAGCAAGCCAUCGAGCGCCGCUCCUUGCCCAAGUUCGGUGACGCCAUGCACGAGGACGUCGGUAGCGGACUCACCAUGGUCUCCACUGAAGUUAUCAACUUUGAACGAACUUGGGCUUCUGCUAGCAAGCCAGAAGAGACAAAGACUGCAGAUUUCGUGUCUCAAAAGCAAAAUGAUGCCGGUACUCUCAUGCUUUGUAGAACUUGUGGUAAGAAGGGCGACCACUGGACUGCGAGGUGCCCAUACAAGGAUCUCGCACCGCCAGCUCGUGAUGGAUUUAUUGACAAGCCUGCUGCAUCAGAAGCCGUAGCUCCUACUAGUUCUGGCUCACGUAAGGCAUAUGUUCCUCCUAGCAUGAGAGGAGGACCGGCGGUGGCAACAAGUGGCGGUGCUGAUCAUGGGAGUCGACGGAGAAGCGACGAGAACUCGGUACGGGUCGCCAACCUUUCAGAAGAUACACGAGAGCCCGACUUGGGUGAGCUUUUCGGAGCUUUUGGUGAUGUAAGCCGUGUUCAUGUUGCUGUUGAUCGAAACACAGGAAUGAGCAGAGGAUUCGGUUUCGUUAACUUUGUGAACCGAGACGACGCUCAGAGAGCUAUCAACAAGCUCAAUGGUUAUGGUUAUGACAAUCUCAUCCUCCGAGUGGAAUGGGCCACUCCAAGAACAAAUUAAUUUCUU